This is a messenger RNA of Marmota monax (woodchuck), 3573 nucleotides long. It is a transcript of the gene Mmel1, whose product is annotated as membrane metalloendopeptidase like 1. The transcript has 26 exons. Bases 1 to 3261 code for a protein of 1086 amino acids. Gene Ontology annotation, molecular function: metalloendopeptidase activity. Gene Ontology annotation, biological process: protein processing. Gene Ontology annotation, cellular component: plasma membrane. The record is from RefSeq and is a predicted model, not a curated record. Lineage: Eukaryota; Metazoa; Chordata; Mammalia; Rodentia; Sciuridae.
AUGGCGCCAGGAGGUCCCCGGCCCCUCACUGCUCAGCUGGAGGCUGAGACAGGCCUGAAUGUGCCCUCCCAGGGCCGCCCAGUUCAGCUCUUCCUCUACUCGGGACUUCUGCCCUCGCACAUCACUGACUCUAGACCCCCAGGGAGUCCAGGUUUCACCCCCACCAGUGGCCACAGCUGGACUAGGCAGAGCCCAGGGGACCCCUCAGCCAGUGCAGUCACCAUCGCUGCCAUCAGCCAGUGCAGUCACCAUCGCUGCCACCAGCCAGUGCAGUCACCAUCGCUGCCAUCACCCAGUGCAGUCACCAUCGCUGCCGUCACCCAGUGCAGUCACCAUCGCUGCCAUCACCCAGUGCAGUCACCAUCGCUGCCGUCACCCAGUGCAGCGGUGCUGGGCUCCCAGGCCCUGACCCGGCUGGCGCUUCACAACCAACACGGUGACAGCUCCAGCUGUGAGAAGCCCCAGCACCGCCCUCCUGGCUCCCAAUUCCCACUGCAAGGAGCUCACCCUGCAGUCAGGCCCCGGGGCGGCAGGCUAAUGCCACCAGACCUGAGGGCCCUGGGACAGCAGGAUGACACCACCCAUCCUCGAGGGCCCUGGGACAGCAGGUCAACACCACCCCUCCUGGAGGGCCCUGGGACAGCAGGCCAACACCACCCCAUCCUGGAGGGCCUUAGACAGCAGGCCAACGCCACCCCAUCCUGGAGGGCCCUGGGACAGCAGGCCAACACCACCCCAUCCUGGAGAUCCCCGGGUCAGCAGGCCAACACCACCCCAUCCUGGAGGGCCCUGGACAGCAGGAUGACGCCACCAUCCUGGAGAUCCCCGGGUCAGCAGGCCAACACCACCCAUCCUGGAGGGCCCCAGGUCAGCAGACCAACACCACCCAUCCUGGAGAUCCCUGGGUCAGCAGGUCAAAGUCACCCCAUCCUGGAGGGCCCCAGAACUUUGCUGAUGGGGAAGUCGGAAAGCCCAAUGGGGAUGGAGAGAGCCAGCCCACCCGCGCAGAAGCGCAGAGGCUUCCUAGAGUGGGCGCUGCUGCUGCUGGUGACAGCAGCCCUGGUGGUCCUGGGUAUCCUCUACAGCAGAGGGAAGCAGCUGCCCCCCUUUACUAGCUGGCUGUACUUCUCCCAGGAAGAGACGACCACCAUAAAACGAAAACCCCGAGAGUCCUCGCCUUCGGAGGUCUGCACCACCUCGGGCUGCGUGAUGGCAGCUGCUAGGAUCCUGCAGAACAUGGACCCAACCAAGGAGCCCUGUGACGACUUCUACCAGUACGCCUGCGGAGGCUGGCUGCGGCGUCACGUGAUCCCCGAGACCAGCUCGCGGUACAGCGUCUUCGACAUCCUGCGCGAUGAGCUGGAGGUCAUCCUCAAAGGUGUGCUGGAGAAGUCCACUGACAAGGACCGGCCCGCAGUGGAGAAGGCCAAGAUGCUGUACCGCUCCUGCAUGAACAAGAGCGUGAUAGAGAAACGAGACUCUCGGCCCCUGUUGGACGUCCUAGAGACCGUGGGAGGGUGGCCAGUGAUCAUGGACAAAUGGAAUGAGACCAAAGGCCCCCAGUGGAAGCUGGAGCAGCAGCUGGCCCUGAUGAACGCUCAGUUCAACAGGCGCGUCCUCAUCGACCUCUUCAUCUGGAAUGAUGACCAGAACUCCAGCCGCCACAUCAUCUACAUAGACCAGCCCACCUUGGGCAUGCCCUCCCGGGAGUACUACUUCAGCGAGGGUAACAGCAAGAAGGUGCGGGAAGCCUACCUGCAGUUCAUGAUAUCGGUGGCCACCAUGCUGCGGAAGGACAAGAAGCUCCCCAAGGACAACAAGCUAGUGCGGAAGGACAUGACGCAGGUGCUGGAGCUGGAGACGCACCUGGCCAACGCCACAGUGCCCCAGGAGGAGAGACACGACGUCAGGGCCCUGUACCACAGGAUGAACCUGAAAGACCUCCAGCACAAGUUUUCCCUGAAGGGAUUCAACUGGACUCUGUUCAUACAAUCCGUGCUGUCGUCGGUCAAGAUCACGCUGCUGCCCAAUGAGGAGGUGGUGGUCUAUGGCAUUCCUUACCUGCAGAACCUUGAAGAGGUCAUCCACAUGUACCCUCCCAGGACCAUGCAGAACUACCUGGUCUGGCGCCUGGUGCUGGAUCGCAUCAGCACCCUGAGCCAGCGAUUCAAGGACGCACGCGGGAGCUAUCGCAAGGCGCUGUACGGCACCACGGUGGAGGAGGUGCGCUGGCAGGAGUGCGUGGGCUACGUGAACAGCAACAUGGAGAGCGCCGUGGGCUCCCUCUACGUCAAGAAGGCCUUCUCCAAGGACAGCAAGAACAUGGUCAAAGAACUCAUCAACAAGGUGCGGGCUGUGUUUGUGGAGACCCUGGAUGAGCUGAACUGGAUGGACGAGGAGUCUAAGAAGAAGGCCCAGGAGAAGGCCAUGGGCAUCCAGGAGCAGAUCGGCUACCCAGACUACAUCCUGGAGGGGAACAAGCGCUUGGACGAGGAGUAUUCCAGCCUGAACUUCUCAGAGGACCUGUACUUUGAGAAUGGGCUGCAGAACCUCAAGGCCAAUGCCCACAGGAGCCUCAAGAAGCUUCGGGAACAGGUGGACCAGAAUCUCUGGAUCAUCGGGGCUGCCGUGGUCAACGCAUUCUACUCUCCAAACCGAAACCAGAUUGUUUUCCCUGCUGGGAUCCUCCAGCCACCCUUCUUCAGCAAGGAACAGCCGCAGGCCCUGAACUUCGGGGGCAUCGGGAUGGUGAUUGGGCACGAGAUCACACAUGGCUUUGAUGACAACGGCCGGAACUUCGACAAGAACGGCAACAUGCUGGACUGGUGGAGCAACUUCUCGGCCUGGCACUUCCGGAAGCAGUCGGAAUGCAUGGUCUACCAGUACAGCAACUACACCUGGGACCUGGCUGACAAGCAGAACGUGAACGGAUACAGCACCCUGGGGGAGAACAUCGCAGACAACGGAGGAGUGCGGCAGGCGUACAAGGCUUACUUAAAGUGGACCACGGAGGGCGGCAAGGACCAGCAGCUACCAGGACUGAAGCUGACCUGCGAUCAGCUCUUCUUCGUCAACUACGCCCAGGUGUGGUGCGGGUCCUACCGGCCUGAGUUUGCCAUCCAGUCCAUCAAGACUGACGUCCACAGUCCCCUGAAGUACAGGGUGCUGGGCUCAUUGCAGAACCUGGCUGCCUUCGCUGACACCUUCCACUGCACCCAGGGGUCCCGCAUGCACCCCAAGAAGCGAUGCCGCGUCUGGUAGCCAAAGCUGAACCACACUGUGCGGUCCACACCCACCCGCUGCCCAGAGGCACCUGCAGCACAACAGUGCAGCCAGCAGGGACCUGGUAGGCACCCCGCCAGGUGGCCAUGGUGCCGGCCCGACCUCCGUGCCAGCCUGAAACACAGCCACCGCCUGACACCGGUCACUUGACCCCUCCGCAUCCACCUUCGGGGGUCAGAGCCCCAUGCAGCCCCAUAGACACCAUCCACCAUCUUCCACCCGCUCUGAAAGCUCGCUGCUGCGCGACGUCUAUGAGCUUCAGACACGAGCCGAAUAAAGGCUUGAAAGAAG